UUGUCUAUCGCCAAAGCCAUUGCCAAAUACAUACUUAACUCACUGUCGCAUAACGAUAAGGUCGGCUUAAUAUCGCUCUCAAGUGAUAUCAGUUACCCCAAUAGCGACACGUGUCUCACCAAACGUAUGGCCAACGCCAACAUUGAGACCAAAUACCACUUCCAGAGGUUUAUCGAUGGUCUCCAGCGGACCAAUGAGAAUACGAAUCACGUUUGGGGACUCAAAAAGGCCUUUCAAAUGAUUGCCAACACUUUUCAGGACACAAAUACCAAUGAGCUUAACCCGAGCCCAUCCGAAGCGCUUAUCGUUUAUAUAAGUCGCGGCCUAUUGUCCGCCUUAACCGACGCCCGCCUUGUGAUGGAAUUGAUAGCCAAAGAGAUAAACAAUAGUUACGAAAAUAACUACUCGUUUGUGAUAAACUCAUACGCGCUGAUCGACGACACGAAACCCGUUAUGUAUGAAAUCGAUUUUCUCCGAGAGAUCGCAGAAAUGAAUUUUCCAAAGUUUAACGUCUUAUCGCCGGAUCCGAUCAGAAUUAGGCCGGGUAUUAUGGUGGCCGUCAACUCGACCGAGAACUUGAGCUUCACGUUGGGCGGCAUCCAUGCGGUGCUGACCCGACCCACGCACUCAUCUAUUUAUAUAUCGCUUCCUUAUUGGGAUGUCAUCAGCAAAGAUGUACACAUAGCUGUCAGUAAGUCAGUCAUACAUAGGGGACAACUGAUUGGAGUGAUAGCUCUGGACAUAUCGUUGUCAGACCUGUCCGAAGACAUUAUCCAUUAUGAGGUCUCUCCGGACUCCUACGCCUUCCUCAUCGAGAAGAGUAAUGGCAUUGCUAUACAUCACCCGUCGUUUAGUCCGCCAUCGCUGCAAACGCACGACCAACUGAUCCAUACGGACAUCGAACACAUCGAACAAAAGGCUGGCUUUCAAACCAUUCGGACAAAGAUAUUGAAGAAUACCAAAGGAAUGGAAGCGCUUAUUGCGGACGACAAGAACAAAACACAUUUAACUUAUUAUUGGCGUCGAGUCCACUCUUCGCCAUAUAUUGUAGUCAUCGCUGCCUAUAAUAACGUCGAUCGCAGACAUACCAUAACCUCUCCGCUCGCCAAAGACGCCCACUUUGCGUACCAUCGGCUGGACCUGAACGCCAGUCCACCCAAACUUUGUCGGCAUUUAAAACAAUUGGCGACAAUUGAAACGGCGACUCUAUUCCUGUCUUCCAAAGCAUUCAUCUCUCCGUUCGCUAACGAUAUGCUCGAAGAGAGCACUCAUAUUGUGCAGCGAUAUAUGGCUUAUCUGAAUGACAACACGAAACUGAUCGCCAAUCCGGGCCUUAAGGGUGCGGUGAGGGGUGAAGUGCAUGCCGUCACUCGUGUCACUCAGUACUGGAAGUCGAAACUGGAGUCAAGCGAAAUGUCCAAAUUUAUUGUCAGGAAAUAUAUGGCGACACCCAAUGGUGUGUUCCUACUAUUCCCGGGCGCUCUCAUUGACAAGUCCUUCGAACCCACGCGACGGGAAUGGUAUUUGAAAGCCGUGAAGAAUGCCGGGAAGAUUGUGUUCACCGCUCCGUAUCUGGAUGUGGGCGGCGCCGGCUAUAUAGUGACCCUCAGCCACACUAUACACGCCCAGAACGGCGACCCCAACGCUGUGGCCGUGAUUGCCAUGGAUUUUACAUUAGGGUAUUUUCAUAAGUUCCUGCAGACGCACAUGGGAUCCAUUUGCAGGACAGAGCAGAUCGCGUGCUUCAUAAUGGACGACAGGGGUUACCUCAUCGCUCACCCCUCGCUCGUCGAGCCCAUACAGUUGGCACCG
Molecule: messenger RNA, 1812 nt
Organism: Medioppia subpectinata
Lineage: Eukaryota; Metazoa; Arthropoda; Arachnida; Sarcoptiformes; Oppiidae
Source: the annotation of a GenBank genome assembly